AUGAGCGAUGUUAAACUGUCACCACGAUAUGAGAUUCGCCCUCUAGAACUCGAGCAUCUCGAGUGGGCGAAAGCUAUCUUCGCGCACAGCUUUGUCUUCAGCUCGCCCCUAUGGCGCAAUCUCUACCCGCACAACAAGACGGCGCGCUUCUACGGGCUCUACCAAGCAAGCCACUUCCUGAUAAAGCAUCAGAUACGCUCCGGUCUCUCCCUCGGCAUCUUCGAUAGAGAAUACGUCUUCAAGAACCCUUCCUCGGCCUCCCUCGGCGGCGCUCUUCACUUUGACCACAACGACACGAGUGUUGACGAGGACGAAUUACUGCGGCAAAUGGACACGCCUUUGGUGAGCAUAGCGUGCGCCUUCGACGCCUUCUACGCCCUGGAUAAUCGCUUCGUGGCCCCCGUGACGGGCCGCUUGCCUGCGUCGGCGAGCUUUUACGAGGCCUUGGGCAGGAAUGACGACGAUGGCGAUGACCCGUGGCCGACGGCGCCGGGACAGGUCCUGCAGCGCAUGGGCACGGCGACGCGCGCGGACGCCGUCGGGGAGGGAUUCAUGAAGGCCAUGGCCCACGAUAUGAUGCGCCGGGCGGCGGAGAUGGGGUUCAGCCGCAUCCAGAUCGAGUGCUUCCACGACGCCGUCACGGCCGUCUGGGCGAAUCCGCCGCUGCCGUUCAAGGGGGAGGUGGCGCGUGAGGUUGAUACGUAUGCUUUGAAUGAAAUAGAUGCGCAGGGAAGGCGGAGGUUCCCGUUCCGGCCGGUGAGGCAGAGGUUGACGAGGGUGAGUGUUACGCUGAGGUAG
Messenger RNA from Xylaria bambusicola, 798 nucleotides. RefSeq lists its product as uncharacterized. The record is from RefSeq and is a predicted model, not a curated record. Lineage: Eukaryota; Fungi; Ascomycota; Sordariomycetes; Xylariales; Xylariaceae. The transcript has 2 exons. Bases 1 to 798 code for a protein of 265 amino acids.